Messenger RNA from Didymosphaeria variabile, 438 nucleotides. RefSeq lists its product as uncharacterized. Lineage: Eukaryota; Fungi; Ascomycota; Dothideomycetes; Pleosporales; Didymosphaeriaceae. Bases 1 to 438 code for a protein of 145 amino acids. Gene Ontology annotation, molecular function: oxidoreductase activity. The transcript has 3 exons. The record is from RefSeq and is a predicted model, not a curated record.
AUGGUAUCUAAACAUUUCGAGGCAGGCUAUCCAGAUACAAAAGGUUUCCGAAAAGUUGUCAAGGUUACGAUCAUGGUCAAAAAAAAGGAAGGCAUGUCCGAUGAGGACUUCAUCCAGUACUACAAUAAUCACCAUGCACAGCGAGCGAUGCCUAUAUUGCAGCGACAUGGCAUCAUCAGCUACAGUCUUACCUAUCACUUGGGCCGCGAUAGAAAGAUGAUACAGGAUAUCAUGCACAACCAAGCACAGCUACUAGACUACGACGCGAUCUGCACAUUUGUGUUUCCCGAUUACCUGGCUCUGGCCAGGUUCAUGUAUGACAAGGAAGGUGCAGCCAUGAGUGGGGAUCAUGACAACUUCAUGGAUGAGAGCCAGAUGCGCAUGAUGGUAGGAGACGAAUACAUGUUGAUAGAGGAUGGAGAAAAGGUCGUGUCAUGA